GGAAGAAGCUUCAUCAGGAUUCCAUAUUUGGGACUUUCUGUUUAACCAUGUUUGCCAGUCUGGAAUUACCUGAAGUCCUGUUGCACACCCCACAACACUGAAGUUGUGAAAUUUGUUUUGAUCAACUGGAAUACUUCUCAAGUGACGUGCAGCAGGAUUCUGCCAGGAACCCCCUCCUGUUUGUCCUGGUGGAGGAACAGCCUGGCCCCUGCCAUGGCCACCAUUCUCAGCCUCACACAGCUGGACUCACAGAGCCCAAUCCUGGCUCACCAGCAUCACCUUGACGUCUGACAGGCUCCCAUUGUUGGAAACAAUGGUUUUGGAUGAUCUGCCUCACUUAAAAGACACAUAUGCCUCCUUGUGCUCCUCAGCUAUGGAAGACUUAGAGGUGGAUUUUGAUUCAGGACUGGAGGAAGAUGAACUGAAACAGGAGGCUGCUCCUGGGGAUUCCACAAUCUUUGUGGCUUUUAAAGGAAAUAUAAGUGACAGAGACUUUGAGCAGAAGCUGGAUACCAUACUGGAGAAUGUGCCUGGCCUUUUACACAUGGAAUCCAACAAGUUGAAAGUGCAGAAGAUCGAGCCAUGGAACAGCGUCCGUGUCACCUUCAACAUCCCCCGCGAGGCGGCCGAGCGCCUGCGCAUCCUGGCCCAGAGCAACAACCAGCAGCUCCGAGACCUGGGCAUUCUCUCCGUUCAGAUUGAAGGGGAAGGUGCCAUCAACUUGGCUUUGGGCCAGAGCAGGAGCCAGGACGUGCGGAUCAACGGGCCCCUGGGCGCGAGCGCGGCCAUGCGCAUGGACACGGCGUUCCCCAUGCAGGGGGGGCAAGGUUUAAUAAGAAUGAGCAAUGCAGCAGCUGUCAUGAUGUCCCAGGGUGGAAAUGUGCCCUCCUCUAUGGUGGCAAGUGGUGCUAGUGCUGAGCUGCAGCCACGAACACCUCGGCCUUCCUCACAGCCAGAUGCAAUGGACCCACUCUUAUCUGGGCUAAAUAUGCAGCAACAAAAUCAUCCAUCUGGAUCUUUAGCUCCUCAGCUCCAUUCAAUGCAGUCAGUUCCUGUAAACAGGCAGAUGAACUCAGCCAACUUCCAGCAGCUCCAGCAGCAGCAGCAGCUGCAGAAUCGGCCUCCUCAGCCCCAUCAGCAGCCACCACAGGGCAUCCGACCUUCAUUCACCUCACCAGCACAGGUUCCAGUUCCCCCUGGCUGGAACCAGCUUCCUUCUGGAGCACUCCAGCCUCCUCCAACCCAGGGAGCACUGGGCACACUGACAGUGAACCAGGGCUGGAAAAAGGCCCCAUUGCCUGGACAAAUGCAGCAGCAGCUUCAAGCAAGACCAUCUCUAGCAACAGUACAAACUCCUACCCAUCCUCCACCUCCAUAUCCUUUUGGAAGCCAGCAAGCUUCUCAGGCUCACUCAAACUUUCCCCAGAUGAGCAAUCCUGGCCAGUUUACUGCUCCUCAAAUGAAAAGCCUCCAGGGAGGGCCCUCGCGGGUUCCUACCCCGCUACAACAGCCCCACCUGACCAAUAAAUCUCCUGCUUCUUCUCCCUCCUCCUUCCAGCAGGGCUCCCCUGCCUCAUCUCCCACUGUUAACCAGCCACAGCAGCAGCUGGGACCAAGGCCUGCCCAGAGCAGCACUCUUCCCCAGGGCUUCCAGCAGCCUGUCAGCUCUCCCAGUCGUAAUCCUAUGGUGCAGCAGGGGAAUGUACCCCCCAACUUCAUGGUGAUGCAGCAGCAAAACCAAGGUCCACAAGGUUUACACCCUGGUUUAGGAGGAAUGGCCAAGCGGCUGCCGCCGGGGUUCCCUGCAGGCCAGGCCAGCCAGAGCUUCCUGCAGGGCCAGGUGCCCCCAGCGUGCAGCACUCAGGUGGCCAAGGAUCUGGACCUCCUCAAACUCAGAUGCAAGCAGCACAUGGCCCACCAAAUAUGAUGCAGACCAAUCUAAUGGGACUUCAUGGAAAUAUGAACAACCAGCAGGCUGGUGCUAGUGGGGUGCCACAAGUUAACAUGGGCAAUAUGCAGGGACAGCCUCAGCAAGGACCACAGUCCCAGCUUAUGGGGAUGCAUCAGCAAAUCGUGUCCUCUCAAGGACAGAUGGUGAACAUUCAGGCUCAGGGAUCACUGAACCCUCAAAACCAGAUGAUACUUUCUCGAACUCAGCUCAUGCCACAAGGCCAAAUGAUGGUGACACCCCAAAACCAAAAUCUGGGUCCCUCUCCCCAAAGGAUGACCCCACCCAAACAGAUGAUUCCCCAGCAGGGACAGCAGAUGAUGUCCACACACAAUCAGAUGAUGGGACCUCAGGGCCAGGUGUUGCUACAGCAAAACUCAAUGAUGGAGCAGAUGAUGACCACUCAGAUGCAAGGGAAUAAACAGCCUUUCAAUACUCAAAACCAGUCCAACGUGAUGUCGGGGCCAGCUCAACUGAUGAGAGGACCAACCCCAAACAUGCAAGGAAACAUGGUGCAGUUCUCUGGGCAGAUGAUGGCACAGCAGGGCCCUGUGAAUGGCAAUCCUUCUCAGGUGAUGGGAAUUCAAGGGCAAGUUUUAAGACCCACUGGACCCAGCCCUCACAUCUCUCAGCAACUUGGGGAUACUGCGAGCACGACAAACAGCGAUGGCAACUUGACCCAGAUGUUACCUGAGGUUCCUGUGCAGCAGCCUAACAUGGUGCCUUCUCACAUGCAAGGAAUGCAAGGAAACAGCAAUGCUUCAGGGAGUCAUUUCUCUGGCCAUGGGCUGCCUUUCAGCACAGGGUUCAGUGGAACUCCCAAUGGGAACCAGGUUUCCUGUGGGCAGAACCCUGUGUUUCCUGUCAAUAAAGACGUGACGCUCACCAGCCCGCUCUUGGUUAACCUGCUCCAGAGUGAUAUCUCAGCAGGGCACUUUGGUGUGAACAACAAACAGAAUAACCAGAAUGCCAACAAGCCAAAGAAGAAGAAACCUCCAAGGAAGAAGAAAAAUAAUCAACAGCUAGAGCAAACAACUUCUUCAGAAUCACGUCCAGCUGGCCUGGAGGAGAGUGAUCAGUCAUCGAUGUCUGGAGACCAAGGACUGGGUUUAGAGAAGUCAGGCCCUAAACUCUCUGAUUUUGCAAGCAGGCCACCAGGUUACCCAUCCCAGCCAGUGGAGCAGAGGCCACUUCAGCAGAUGCCCCCUCAGCUCAUGGCGCACACGCAGCAGCCCCAGCCCCAGCAGCAGCAGCCCCAGGCAGCCCCACAGCAGGGCCAGGCUCCCCCCCAGACACCCCAGCAGCAGCAGCAGAUGAUGAUGAUGCUGAUGAUGCAGCAGGAUCCCAAAUCAGUCAGGCUGCCUGUGCCCCAGGGGGUUCACCCUCCCCGGGGGCCCCUGAGCGCGGAUGCCCAGCGGAUGCCAAUGCAGCAGAGCGGGAACAUGCCAGUGAUGGUGAACCUCCAGGGGCCCGGGCCCGUGCCUCCCUCUCCUGACAAACAGAGGAUGGCCCUGCCAGGCAACCCUCCUCUGGGAAACAAUGCAAGAAAAAUGGUUUAUCCAGAUAACGUACAGAAUCCUUCCAGCUCGCCCCUCAGAGAGGUGUCAGCAGUAUCCUCUCUUCCAGAAGGAGGUGGAGCUGAGGGCCCUCCAACAUCAGGAGCUCAGAAUAAUGUGACAUCUCAUUUAGUAGUUUCACAGAACCAGUUAAUGAUGACAGGACCCAAGCCUGGACCAUCCCCACUUUCAGCUGCCCAAGGUGCAAGUCCCCAGCAGCAGUCUAGUUCUCUGUCUAGUGCUCUUACACACCAUUUUCCAAAUGUUGCUGCCCCCUCACAAACAUCAAGGCCUAAAACCCCAAACAGAGCGAGCCCACGGCCAUAUUACCCUCAGACUCCCAAUAACCGUCCCCCCAGCACAGAGCCCUCAGAAAUUAGCCUGUCUCCAGAGAGGCUCAAUGCCUCUAUUGCUGGUCUGUUCCCUCCCCAGAUCAAUAUUCCUUUACCUCCCAGGCCUAAUCUCAAUAGAGGAUUUGAUCAGCAGGGUCUGAAUCCCACUACUUUAAAGGCCAUUGGACAAGCCCCAUCAAAUCUCACAAUUAACAAUCAGUCCAGUUUUACUGCCUCACAGUCACACAAGCUGGAAGGUGUGGUCAUGAAUUCGGGCAAACAAACCAACACUGGAGGAACAAAGAGAGCAAGCCCGAGCAAUAGUCGAAGGUCCAGUCCAGGAUCCAGCAGGAAAACUACACCAAGCCCUGGCAGACAGAAUUCAAAAGCAGCUAAAUUAUCAUUGACAACUCAGCAGAAUCCAUCUCUCUUGCAGAACAUGGAACUACAGAGAAAUAUGAUGGCUAGUCCCUCUUCUUUGCCAACACCCGUGACCACAAGUUUUCAAAAUAACUCCAUGCUAAGUAACCAGAAUCCCACAGUGUCUGUACCUGCUGUGACUGGCGUUCCUGAAGACAAUAAGGAGAGCCUUAGUGUGCCUCAAGAGACUGAGAGUCAAAGUGCACAAGGUGCCCUAGGUAGCAAGGACCAGCCCAGUAUGGAAUUGAAAGGUGCCCCUACUCCAGAAAUGAAAGCGCCAGCUCCUGAGGAACAGGCAAAAAAAGAUGGGCAAGCCUUAGACAGCACUAAGCUCCCAGUCAUGGAGGAAAGUAAAGCCAUGGUAUCUCCAGCCAUGAGGGAGGCACCAACUUCUCUAAGUCAACUUCUUGACAAUUCUGGAGCUCCUAAUGUGACCAUUAAGCCUCCUGGGCUGACUGGUCUUGAGAUGGCACCAAUAGUCCCCACUGGUGAGGAUCUAAAGAAGAUAGCUGUCAUUCCUCCACUGCAGGAUUCAUCCUUGAGCAAGGACCCAUCUAAUUCACUUAGCCUGCCUCAAAAUAAUGAGCCCUGUCCAAAUCCAGGGCCCCAGGAACUGGGAGAAGUAAGUGCAAGUGUGUCACAGAGUGUUCCUCCAGUUGUGCAGAGGCCUGUUAGCUCUUCUAUUUCAGGUCCUUUACCUCCCAACCAGAUAACAGUUUUUGUGACUUCCAACCCCAUUACAUCUGCUGCUAACACAUCAGCUCCAUUGCCAUCCCACUUGCAAUCUGCAUUGGUGUCCACUGUUGUCACCAUGCCCAACGUGGGGAGCAAAGUGAUGGUGUCCGAGGGACAGUCGGCGCCUCAGUCCAGUGCCCGGCCGCAGUUCAUCACCCCUGUGUUUAUAAACUCAUCCUCCAUCAUCCAGGUGAUGAAGGGCUCCCAGUCCAGCACCAUUCCAGCAGCCCCCAUGACAUCUAACUCGAGUCUGAUGCCUCAGUCGGUGGCAGUUGUUGGUCCUUUGCAUAUCCCACAGAAUAUCAAGUUUUCCUCGGGGCCCACUCCUCCCAGCACCUCCUCCAGCAGCCCUGUGUCCAGUAUUCCCACCAGCAGGUCACUCGUUCUGAACCCCUUGGCAUCUCCUGUCCAGCUGCCUUCUUCCUCUCCUGCUCCUUCCAGCGCUCCGUCCCAGCUCCCUGCUCAGCAGGCCAAGGACUCGGGCCCGGAGGAGGCUCCCCAAGGGGCAGGGCUGGCUGAGCAGGGCCCUGUGCCCGCAGCCCAGCCCGGACCUGUCGUUUCCUCUCUGCUCACGGGCAGCCCGGGCUCUGGGAACAGGCGCAGUCCUGUUUCAUCCACCAAGGGCAAGGGAAAGGUAGACAAGAUCGGCCAGCUCCUGCUGACUAAAGCGUGCAAGAAGGUCACUGGCUCUCUGGAGAAGGGGGAAGAGCAGUACGCUUUGGAUGGAGAAACAGAAGGUCAGGGACUAGAAACGCCGGUCCCGAACAGUUUGGGAACAGAGCAAGCCCCAGCAGAAGUCGAUAACAAAAGCGGGACCCCUCCGGCAGGCAGCGGAACCAAGCCGAGCACUUCUGGGCCCAGCCCCUCCAGCCUCAGCCCCGCGGCGGCCGCUCCCUCCUGCGCGUCCCCGGGCGCGCCCCCGAGCGCUCCCGGCCCCGGCGCGCUCCCGGCCGCGCCCGCUCCGGCCGGAGCGCCCCCGGCAGCCCCGGAACCCGCGGGGCCCGGUGCCAACAGCGGCAGCCCCGGCGGGGCACCGGAGCCCAGCGGCGGCGCCACGGCCGAGGAGAAACCCGCAGCACCCCCGGAGCUGCUGCCGAGCGCAGCAUCCUCUCAACAUUUAACACAGAAAAAAAGUUCAGUUGCAACAGCAGAAAGUACUGUUCAAAGAACAGAACUUGAGACAAAUGCUGCAGUAGUUGCUGGUCAAAGUAAUGAGACAAAAGAGAAUUGUGAAAAGUCUAAAACUCCAAGUAGAAGAAAUUCAAGAGCAGAGGAUUCUGCCGCUUCCCAGGAAUCUGUAGAGAACGGGCAGCGCAAGCGAUCCUCGCGACCCGCGUCGGCGUCCGGCACAGCUAAAGAAACGAGUGCCAGUGCAAUGCAGUCAAAAAGAAGAAAAUCCAAGUAAAUUACUGCAUGGAAACAUGAGACUUGUAAAUGAGUGUGAAUUUACCAAUAGCAAUUUUGAGCUGUGAUUUUUCUUUUUUAAAUAAAAUUCUGUACAGUAAGUAAUUUUAAUAUUAUACUGUUCCCAAUAAAUGAUUUUUUUUUCUAAAAAACAGAUAAAUAGAUAUAAAAACUGGGUUCUUCUAAAACCCCUGGAUUUGCAAAGUGAAGUCAGGGUUAGCACAUUAGGGUAAUGUGUUUGUAUGAAAUGGAAGGGGAGGGGAAGACAAUUGUAAAUUUAUUUGUUUCCACUUUUCAUAAACAAUUUAGAAUACAGGGUUGUCAUUUUUAGGUAUUAAAAUAAUGUAAUGUGCUGUUGUUUAAGUACUGUAUGUGAAUAGCAGUCAGAGGGUUUAUAAACAAACCCCAUGUUGUUUGGAAAUGUAAAUAAUUUUAUUAUAUAGUAGAUCUGAUGUAUUUGUUGUAGAAAUGGACCAGUGAAACAAAAAAAAAAAAUUAAGGGUUUGUAUAAUGUGGAAUCCCUCAUGCUCCAAAUAAAUGUUAUUGUCCUAUAAA
Messenger RNA from Zonotrichia albicollis (white-throated sparrow), 6950 nucleotides. RefSeq names its product nuclear receptor coactivator 6 (gene NCOA6). Gene Ontology annotation, cellular component: transcription regulator complex; nucleus; histone methyltransferase complex. The record is from RefSeq and is a predicted model, not a curated record. Gene Ontology annotation, biological process: positive regulation of transcription by RNA polymerase II. Lineage: Eukaryota; Metazoa; Chordata; Aves; Passeriformes; Passerellidae.